AUGCCUUCCUCCCCGCUCAACAAGAUCCUGCUGUGCCUGGGCCUGCUCUUGGCCAGCACCACCCCCGCCGCAGCCUGGUUCGCCGCUUUCUACGAUAUAGAAACGGGCUGCUCUGGGGAACAGAACCCAGAGCAGGCAAAGCGUCAUACUUUUCACAACAUCGUGUGCCAGAAUCUUGGCCAGCCGUCGCCCGAUACGGGUGUUGAGUGCAAGUACUUGACGAACGGCGUGAGUACACCCUCUGCUCCCUGCGGCGGCCAGGGCAACUUCGUUGCGAGAAGCGCCUCGAUCCGCGGAUUGGAGUACUGCGUCGGCUGGAUGGGACCCGAUUGCACUGGCGACUACGAGCUCAUGGCUAUCGAUGUGACGGGUACCUGUCACACUGGCACACAUUACAUGAGCUUCAAGUGUCUCCAGUAA
This is a messenger RNA of Anthostomella pinea, 420 nucleotides long. The record is from the annotation of a GenBank genome assembly. Lineage: Eukaryota; Fungi; Ascomycota; Sordariomycetes; Xylariales; Xylariaceae.